AUGAUCAAAUUCCAAAGCCCAAGACUAGAAGAGAGUUUCUCCUUCACCUCCUCUCUCUUGCUCUUCUCCGAUGAUGGUGAUAAUUAUAAUGAUGAUUACAACGACGAUGAUGCAUACAUUGAGAUAGCUCUUGAACCAGCACAAACACCACCCAUACCAACCCAUGAAAAUGAGGAAGGAAAUACUGAUGCGGAAUUAGAGUUUCGCAUGUCGAUUUCGUCUGUGGUUCCCUUGCCAGGAUUUUCCUCCUCCUCUUGCUCCUCCACAACCACUUUGUUUUCUUCCACAGCAACUUGUUCCAAUGAGUCCGCCGAUGCAUAUACUACCAUGUACACGGGUGUACCUGCAUCUGCAGGGUCCGAGCUUUCUUGUAUCCGCAGAACAAAUAAACAGAAUGAACAGUAUUCGAGGAUCAAUCGUCUUUUCAAUGUUUUCUUGUCUAGCAUGAAGGGAUCACCAUCAGAAACCGGCAAUGAAAAUGGCGGUCGUCAGCAACCGGCGGUCAAUAAGGGUAACUGGGACACGGUGCGGAACAGGAAAGCAGGAAAGGUCACUACUACCAUGAACGGUGGUGUCAUGAAGUUAUUGGUGAAAUUCAGAUCCGUAAGCAUUCGGUCUAUGCUUGCUUCACUUGCGAAACCCCGCCAAGUUACAUCUCCUUGUCCUAGAGGCAACAGGCCACAAAACGAAAGAAGAUCUGAAGUGACCCUUCGGAAUAAUCAGAGGCUAAUCAAGCCAUCUGACAAAUGGUUGCUACAAAGGAACCACGGAGAGAGCAACAGCCAUAUCAAUAACACUUCUCAAACUGGUGAGAAAUCAAGAGUCUUGGAGGUCAACUUGGAUACAAUCAGGGCUCCGCCAGAGGUUGCAACAAGGAACGCUGAAAGCAAUAACAAACAGGCAAAAAGUUGUCCAAGUUCUAUCAAGUCCUCACCAAUUCACCAAGAAAUCCUGAGUGUGAACAAAGUUUAUGCGAGGGAGAACUCAAUCCAGGCAGCCAUUGCUCACUGUAAGAGAUCGUUCGGCCAGACAGAUGAUUUUAGUUGCUGAACUUCCCUCAGAUGUAAGUGAGCGUCCAUAGGAUUUCUGUAUUGGUUUUCUUCUAAUGUUCUGACUACAGGUAUAAUAUUU
This is a messenger RNA of Ilex paraguariensis (yerba mate), 1131 nucleotides long. Lineage: Eukaryota; Viridiplantae; Streptophyta; Magnoliopsida; Aquifoliales; Aquifoliaceae. The record is from the annotation of a GenBank genome assembly.